Molecule: messenger RNA, 3163 nt
Organism: Vespa crabro (European hornet)
Lineage: Eukaryota; Metazoa; Arthropoda; Insecta; Hymenoptera; Vespidae
Gene: E2f1
Product: transcription factor E2F2
Exons: 8
Coding region: 899-2341 (480 amino acids)
Biological process (GO): regulation of transcription by RNA polymerase II
Cellular component (GO): RNA polymerase II transcription regulator complex
Molecular function (GO): protein dimerization activity; RNA polymerase II cis-regulatory region sequence-specific DNA binding; DNA-binding transcription factor activity, RNA polymerase II-specific
Source: RefSeq, a predicted model, not a curated record
AAAAAAAAAACUGAAGCACUUUAAAAAAUUUAAGAAAUACUACAAAUCAAUUGAUGAUCCCUAUUUCGAAGGGACACAAAUACGUUCCUGCUUAGGCAGCCCUCCGUUCAACGAAGGAAGCCGAAGAGAACGACCGCUUAGUUUCGGCUUAGAAACGUGAAGCAUCGUGGUGUCUUUCCGUUUUAAACAGUGAACUGUGUUAGUGAUUUAAGAACGUUACGAUAUGAAUGGAUAGAAAAAAGAAAUCAACAUUGUUGGGACUAUUUAAACGUUUAUUAUAUUUCUAAUCAAAUGGUAAGAUUAUUACAUUACUCUGAAAUUGUAAUUAUUAUUAUGAUAUCGGUGUGUUAUUCAUUUUUUUUAAGCGUAGAUUUUUCGUUUCUUUUUUUUUUCUUUCUCUUUUUUUUCAUUAACUUUUUUUUUUUUUUUUUUUUUUUUCUUUUAACAUUCCAUAAAGUUUAAAAUUACAUUGGCAUGUAAGUUAGACAGUUGCGCGUAAUACUUUGUACGCAGACAAAAGAGACAAAUUUAUGCGAGAAAGAGAAUCCGAAAUACACACGCAUAUAUAUAUAUAUAUAUAUAUAUAUAUAUAUCUACGCUUUUGUAUUGUGUGUUUAUAUAUAUACAUAUAUCUCUCAAUUUUUCAGACACAUGUAUUACUAUAGUAACUUUGAUCUCCUUCUAGUCUUCUUGGUUAGAUUACGUAACACGAAUGGCGCAGGCGCGAGGGCUCCGAAGAAUUUUUCAUCGAUAAGGCCCCUGGUCCUUCGCGUCGGAAGGGGGGUCUGUCGAUGUGUCUCAUCGCGAGUGAGGAAACGUUAAAUUGUGUCUAGAGAAGACUCAUCGGCAUGGCGGAUCGACGUAGGAUCUUCAUACGAAGUAUUCGUAAAUAAUAACGAUGCCACGAGUAAGAAGACAGGUCGUUCUGGAGGAUCCGGCCAGGCCUGUAACGCCGGAUAUGAUGGAAACAAAGUUGUUGAAAACGGAAUAUUUGGACGAUGGUUCGUUAGAUGAGAUACAGUCGCAAAAGGUAGCUGAGGAAACGCCGAGUCCUCAUCUGCAGGAUCAUCAAUAUGGACAAACUCCUUGCUAUCAAGUGUCCAGGAAGCCAACUCAACCACCGCCUAGAACCGAGAUAUCGGUACAGGCGGUUAAAAGAAGACUGAAUUUGGAGGUUGGUACGACAGGAGCUAGUCAUUCUACGUUCAAAGCACCUAGAGGUAAACGUAGAAGAUCUGGAUCAAAUUCUAUUGCCGGUCAUACGCCUACGAAAAGUAAAACCGUCGAGAGAACACGUUACGACACAUCGUUGAGUUUACUUACGAAAAAGUUCAUACACUUGGUCGAAAGUAGUCAAGACGGUGUCGUCGAUUUGAACGUAGCAUCUGAAAAGUUGGAGGUACAAAAGCGUCGUAUAUAUGAUAUCACGAAUGUAUUAGAAGGCAUUGGAAUAUUAGAGAAGAAAAGUAAAAACAAUAUACAAUGGAAGGGUGGUCAGCUACCCAACGACAGGAACGAUAUUGCUACGCUAAGGAAAGAAUUAGCGGACUUGGAAGCUAAAGAGAAUACCCUAGAUCGAUUAAUACAUGGUGCUGAUAAAAAUCUUAGGGAACUCUGUGCGGAUAGGCAAUAUGCUUACGUAACUUAUCAUGAUUUACGUUCAGUACCAAUGUACAAAGACCAAGCGAUAAUGGCGGUUAAGGCACCACCAGAAGCUACACUUCAUGUCCCUCAACCUAUUAACAGUCUCGGUCAACAAAAGCUACAAAUGCACAUGAGGUCGUCACACGGAGAAAUCGAAGUAUUUCUAUGCCCAGACGAUCCAACUGUUAAAUCUCCUACUCCUGGGUAUGCGACGACACCGACACCAACACCGACACCGACACCAACACCAACACCAACACCAACACCUACACCAACACCACCAACAACGACGACGACGACGACGCGAUCCGUGCCUUCUGUAAAAGAAUCGGAAGUACCUUAUCUCCCUCCGGAACUUUUAGUCAACGGAGUUACCGAAGUUCGUGUCAAACAAGAACCUAAUCCGGAAGUUAGUGUUCUAAAUAGUUGUACGAGUAUGCCGUCUACUUCGAACGAGGUUACAACCAGUAUAGCGGGUAUGAGGGACGCAUUACUCUGCGAAUCGGAUGAUUAUGGACCAAUGGGCGGUGGCAAGUUCCAGUUACAAACAGAGGACCAAAUUGACGCUACAGAUUUAAGCAUUCUCGAUUUUGGAGAACACCUGCUAUCCUUGGAGCCACCAUUAUCUGAAAGUGACUACUCGUUCUCGUUAGGCACAGAAGAGGGUCUAUCGGAUCUCUUCGAUUACACGUUCUAGAAACGUCAUCAUCGCUAUCAUCAUCAUCAUCACCAUCGUUGUCAUCAUCAUCAUCAUCAUCAUCAUCAUCAUCAUCAUCAUCAUCAUCAUCAUCGCUAUCACGAAGGCACUCUUGUCUUUUUGGACUAUCAUUAUGAGUUCGCCUCCAUGAUAAACGAUUCGACGAAGAUGCUUUUCGAUUUAGUUUACAAUGCGCCUUCGAAACUAACGAUUAGUAUAAUUUUUUGUUGUCGCUGUUUCGUUACACAUACAACAAACGUUCUCGUCUCGUUUUCGAAUAUUAUCGUGGGAUAAUUCUUUUAAAUCCGAUAUUAGUAUAUUUCUAAUAAUGUUUUUCAAUCAAUAUCCGCACGUAUUCACGAAUGAUUUCAAGAAGCAUGAAAUGAAUAAUAAGAUAUUUCAAAAUAAAAACAAUAUAAUAAGGAAAAGAAUUAGAAAACAAUAUACAUGUACACAUAUAUAUACAUAUAUAUAUAUAUAUAUAUAUAUAUAUAUAUAUAUAUAUGUCUAUAUGUAUAUAUAUAAAACAAAAACGUUUCUUCAUUUCGUUUGUUUAUUCCGAAUGGUACAAUAUCAUACUGUUAAUUUUAAUGAGAAACAAAACGUGAACAAUCUCUAUAUUACAAAUAUUAAUUAACUUUUCAAGGCCUCGUAUUUCUUUUAAUAUUUUUCAUUUUCCUCCGCUGAUCACAUAAAAUUUCUCUUUUUUAUGUACGCUGAAACAAUAUGAUGGUGUUAUCCUUUUAAGAAAAAUUAUUAUCAUUAUCAUUAUUAUUAUUAUUAUUAUUAUUAUUAUUAUUAUUAUAAUUAUUAUUAUUAUUA